AUGGUAGCUGGUUCUGCUGACGCUCAUUCAGCUGGUGGACAUCACGCAGCACAUGGUAGCACUGGAAAAGCAGGAACUAUCUAUCCAGAUCGUGCUCCUAAUUCAUGUGAAUUUCGUGUUCCUGAUUGGCGUUCACAAAAAGUCAAUGGAAUACCUGAAUUAGAAAGUCAUCGUUCAAAAUUAUCAAAUAAAGGACUUCGUGAUCCUUGGAUUCGAAAUCAAGUAUGGUUAUAUGAUCCAAAAGUUGGUGCUUAUCCACAAUGGCGUGUUAGUUUGCGUACAGCUUUCUUUGGUUUUCGUUAUGCAAUGGUUGCUUUAGCUACAUGUCUUAUAACAGAAAAACUUCUUGAAAAAGCUUUUCCACCAUUUCAUGGACAUAUUCAUUUAUACAAUCCGAAUAAACCGCAUUCACAUGAUGAUCAUCAUGCUGAUCAAGAUCAUCAUCAACAUCAUUAA
Molecule: messenger RNA, 456 nt
Organism: Adineta steineri
Lineage: Eukaryota; Metazoa; Rotifera; Eurotatoria; Adinetida; Adinetidae
Source: the annotation of a GenBank genome assembly